Molecule: messenger RNA, 1165 nt
Organism: Salvia miltiorrhiza (redroot sage)
Lineage: Eukaryota; Viridiplantae; Streptophyta; Magnoliopsida; Lamiales; Lamiaceae
Exons: 4
Coding region: 183-995 (270 amino acids)
Molecular function (GO): protein binding
Source: RefSeq, a predicted model, not a curated record
GAAAUGAAGCCCAUUAUUAAGCCCACUAUGACAGCCCGGAUUAAGAACUCCGUCCAAUCCAACGGUCGAGUUUUCAUUUCAAGCGCGGUUUAUGCAGCUACUCCCUAAUUGUUCUUGUUCAUCAUCAAUCCAUCUCUCGUUUUCUCUCCUACCAGUCAACGACUGGCGAGAUCUUUGCUGCCAUGGAGGCGUCAAAUUUUUCCGCGAUGUAUUUCAAGCCCCAGCUGAACCGAGCUAGUUUAUUCAGGGAUGCAAAAGAUGCUGUACUGUUGGAUUGCAGAGAACAUAGGCAUUUACCUGGAUUCUGCACAAACAGUCUUCGUGCUCGUCCUCACAGGCUAAACAAUGUGGUUUUGGGUGGAAAUGCUGGUGUAGAACCUAAAUUUCAACCUAUUUCCAGUGGUCGAACUUCACGAGCAGUACAUUUGGUGCAAGGAUCAAGAUCACGGUUGUUGGUAUCGUGCCAAGUCACAAGAGAAGAGUCCGGUGGAACAAUGAGCGGUGAAAGCAUCUUGCUGAACGAGCAAACGUUAGAGCGAGAGUUGCAGCUUGCUAUAGAAGAAGAGAACUAUGCCCAAGCGGCAAAGAUCAGGGAUAGCCUUCGGCUUCUCCAGGAGGAUAGCAAGGCAUCAGUGUUAGCAGCAAACGCCAGAUUUUACAACUCGUUUAGGAAUGGGGAUUUAGCCUCCAUGCAAGCUUUGUGGUCGAAGGGCAAUCAUGUGUGUGUCGUGCACCCCGGUGUGAGCGGGAUAUCUGGUUAUGACCUUGUGAUGGGGAGCUGGGAAUUUGUUUGGGCGGACUACGAAUUCCCCCUCGAGAUUGAGAUCAAGGACGUUCAGGUCCACGUGAGAGGCGACGUCGGGUACGUUACCUGCAUCGAGAUGGUAAAGACCAAGGGCAGUAGCUGGGGAAGGCAUUUUGCGUCGAAUGUUUUUGAGAAGGUUGAUGGUCGGUGGUUUAUAUGCAUUCACCAUGCCUCGUAUGUUGAUCUUUGAAACAGACUGUAAAAACACCAAAACCACUUUUUUUGAGAGAUUGUAAGACCUUAAAUACUGGUUUUGUGAGGGAGAUUUGUUGUACGACUUAAAUACCUUUACUGUAAUAUUUGUAAGGGUCCGAGAGUCUUUUUGCUGGCUUUUGACUUUUAUUUUUACUUGGUGCUCAA